AUGCCUGCUUACGUGAAUGAUGAUUCUUCUCCUCUACAUCCUUACAAUACAAGUGCCAAUUUGGAUAAAUCUUUACAAUACUCUGAAGAACUCAAUCUAAGUAUUUUUUCCACAAACGACUCAAAUGACUCUAACUAUGGCAUGCAAUCAAAUGGACCCGGAAAAGUAUUUUGGGCCUUACUUCUCAUUCCACUACCGCUGGUGGCUGUGAUUGGAAAUAUCCUGGUGAUUUUAAGUGUGUACAAGGAAAGAAGCUUGCAGACUGUUACGAACUAUUUCAUAGUAAGCCUUGCGUUUGCUGAUUUAUUGGUUGCUGCAGUUGUGAUGCCGUUUGCUGUAUAUGUCCUGGUAAACGUGGACUGGGAACUAAGCGACACGUUGUGCGACUUCUAUAUCGCUGUGGACGUUACGUGUAGCACAGCUUCCAUCUUCAAUCUGGUGGCAAUCAGCAUUGAUAGGUACAUUGCAGUGACGAAACCAAUAAAAUACUCCAAGCACAAGAAUGGAAAGCGAGUAUCCCUAAUGAUUGCGAUCGUGUGGUUGGUUUCAGCCGCCAUCGGUUCUCCGAUUGUUUUGGGUCUUAACACAUCUGUAGAAAGAAUUCCGGAACUUUGUGUUUUUUACAACUCAGAUUUCAUCAUUUGUUCAUCUCUCGUGUCAUUUUACAUACCUUGCAUUGCAAUGAUAUUUCUAUAUUACAAAAUUUUUAAGGCAAUUCACGCAAGAGCUAAGAAGAACAGAAUGCGUUCUGGCAAUUCAGAAUCUGGACUCGGUCGCAGCACUGGCAGUACGAGUUUAACCGCAGAACCCUACGCAAAAUCCAAGAAGAACCAAGCUGGAAAAAAUGAUUCCGGAAGUACGAGUGGUCUCCAAAUCGUUAUUGAACGGGACUACAUCACUACGAACACUGGCAGUGGUAGCCAAGACGACGAUUACGAUGACGAUACUGGUGGGGACGAUUCGAUUUCAAAACCAACUCUUAAAGGCGGAGCAGCUGCUUCAGCAAUGCUGCUAAGUGCUUUUGUUGCAGAGACAAUACGAAUCGAAAUUCCUAUCAAUGGAAAUACAGAUUCGGGUUACGGUACUUCCCAUGUGGAACAGGAAACACAGUUUGCUACGUCUCCUGAUAUUUCAUCCAAGCCGAUUGAAAUUGUACUUGAAGAUCAAGCUAACAAAAUCACACUUCAGACAAGAACGAAUGGUGUUUCCAGACGGAAAAAAGACACAGACGCAGAUAGCAUUCGAUCGAAAAAGAAAUCAAGGUUCAAUCUUGGGCGUCGUCAUAAGAGCAGCAGAAAGAAGAGAGAAAAAGCUUCGGCGAAAAAGGAAAGAAAAGCCACAAAAACUUUAGCGAUAGUUUUAGGUAUGUUUCUCGUGUGCUGGUUGCCAUUUUUCACUUGCAAUAUACUGGAUGCAAUUUGUAUCAAAAUUGAAAACGACACCUAUCGUCCAGGAGUGACGGUGUUUCUUUUAACCACAUGGUUAGGUUACAUAAACAGUUGUGUAAAUCCCGUCAUAUAUACUAUCUUCAACAUGGAAUUCCGAAAAGCUUUUAAGAAGCUUAUGAUGGACUCCUGGCACUGUUGACGUUAAGAACAAAGUUGUCUGUUGUUGAUGUGUUUAACUUUAACUUAAUUUACACUUUUACAUAUUUUUCAUCAAGACAUAUUUUUAAAGGAUAUAUUAUUUUCAAAAAGUAAUUCCUAUUAACUUACAGCAUUCACAUCCAGGUUUAUU
Molecule: messenger RNA, 1737 nt
Organism: Uloborus diversus
Lineage: Eukaryota; Metazoa; Arthropoda; Arachnida; Araneae; Uloboridae
Product: dopamine D2-like receptor
Exons: 5
Coding region: 1-1587 (528 amino acids)
Biological process (GO): adenylate cyclase-activating adrenergic receptor signaling pathway
Cellular component (GO): membrane
Molecular function (GO): dopamine neurotransmitter receptor activity, coupled via Gi/Go; G protein-coupled receptor activity
Source: RefSeq, a predicted model, not a curated record